Molecule: messenger RNA, 1980 nt
Organism: Conger conger (European conger)
Lineage: Eukaryota; Metazoa; Chordata; Actinopteri; Anguilliformes; Congridae
Gene: slc25a11
Product: solute carrier family 25 member 11
Exons: 8
Coding region: 127-1050 (307 amino acids)
Biological process (GO): phosphate ion transmembrane transport; malate transmembrane transport; thiosulfate transport
Cellular component (GO): mitochondrial membrane
Molecular function (GO): malate transmembrane transporter activity; oxaloacetate transmembrane transporter activity; succinate transmembrane transporter activity
Source: RefSeq, a predicted model, not a curated record
AGCGAACAUCCUUUGGCGUGCGCGUUCCCGGGGUGUCACCUUGUUGGAGACAGGGGCAAGAUCAGCAGUGGAGAGGGGUAUCCAGGUUUGGGUUAGCUACAGUGUCCGGGGAUUAACAGCGUAACAAUGGCGGCCGCAGCAGACCCCCCCAAACCUAAGACCUCCCCCAAAUCCAUAAAGUUCCUCUUCGGGGGUCUGGCCGGGAUGGGAGCGACCGUGUUUGUGCAGCCUCUAGACCUGGUGAAGAACCGCAUGCAGCUGAGCGGGCAGGGCUCGAAGGCGCGCGAGUACAAGACCAGCCUGCACGCUGUGGCCAGCAUCCUGCGCAACGAGGGCAUCGGGGGCAUCUACACCGGUCUCUCUGCAGGGCUGCUGAGACAGGCCACCUACACCACCACUCGUUUGGGGAUCUACACUGUGCUGUUUGAGCGCAUGACCCAGGCGGACGGGACCCCGCCCAACUUCCUCAUGAAGGCUCUGAUAGGCAUGACUGCUGGGGCCACAGGGGCCUUCGUGGGGACCCCUGCCGAGGUGGCCCUCAUACGCAUGACCGCUGACGGCCGGUUACCCCCAGACCAGAGGAGGGGCUACAGUAACGUGUUCAACGCCCUGGUCAGGAUCACGCGUGAGGAGGGCCUCACCACACUGUGGAGGGGUUGUGUACCCACCAUGGCCAGGGCAGUAGUAGUGAAUGCCGCCCAGCUGGCCUCAUAUUCCCAGUCCAAACAGGCUCUUCUGGACUCAGGGUAUUUUGGUGAUGACAUCCUGUGCCAUUUCUGUGCCAGUAUGAUCAGUGGACUGGUCACCACUGCCGCGUCCAUGCCUGUGGACAUCGCCAAGACCAGGAUCCAGAACAUGAAGAUGAUCGACGGCAAACCAGAGUACAAGAACGGGCUGGACGUGCUGCUGAAGGUGAUCAGGAACGAGGGCUUCUUCAGCCUGUGGAAGGGCUUCACGCCGUACUACGCCCGGCUGGGCCCCCACACCGUGCUCACCUUCAUCUUCCUGGAGCAGAUGAACAAGUUCUACAAGAAGUACUUCCUGUCAUAGAGGAAGCUGUGGACACACACACACACACAUACACUCUCUCACACUCACCCCCCCCCCCCACACACACACACACACACACACACACACUCACACACACACACACACUCUCACACACACACACACACACACCCCCCACACACACACACACACACUCAAACACACUCACACACACACUCACCCCCACACACACACACACACACACACUCUCUCACACUCACACACACACUCACCCCCACAUACACACUCACACACUCACACACCCACACUCUCUCACACUCACCCCCACACACACACACACACACACACAAGCACAAUCCUGCCCCACAGUCACUAGCAGCCCUCAGUGUGAGGGGAGUAUGUCAGUCACCAUGGCAACACCUCCACACCCGAUGCCAUCUUAAAACCAGCCCCUCUCAUAUCUCCAUGGUGAUAUGCACCCAGCUGCAGCUCCACAUUAAAUUACCGAUUCUGGAUUCUAAGCACCUCUCUCACACAGACACACACAUGUACGCACACACUCACACACAUGCACGCACACACACGCACACACUCGCACACAUGCACGCACACACUCGCACGUACGCACACACACACACACACACACACUCACAUACUCCACAGACACACACACACACACACACACACACACACACACACCGGGCACUUCGUCUGCCUGAUCCAGGAUAAGUUGAUGGACAGAAAGCGCAAACAGAAUCCACUGUCAUUCAUGUCUGCAUUUACCGGGCAUGCUGGGAUACCUGUUGCCCUGCUCGUUAACAGUAACCAUUGUGUGACCAAAAAUGGACUUGCGGGCAGUGUAGGCUGACUUGCGGGCAGUGUAGGCUGACUGGUUGUAAUAAGGACUGCAACACCAGGUAUUAGCUGCCCUCAGGCUACGCCACACUCCUGGCUUCUCUGGCUUGGGGGGAG